Molecule: messenger RNA, 1257 nt
Organism: Trifolium pratense (red clover)
Lineage: Eukaryota; Viridiplantae; Streptophyta; Magnoliopsida; Fabales; Fabaceae
Exons: 3
Coding region: 24-1103 (359 amino acids)
Source: RefSeq, a predicted model, not a curated record
ACAUAAAGGUAGAGAAAGAAUUAAUGAUGGAUAAUCUUAGGAAAACACUUGGGAGUUUUGCAAUGGUAGCAUUAGUCUUUGUUGGUUUUAUUUUCAUUUAUAAUUGGUCCUUCUUAUCUUUCUCCACUCAAUUACUUCUAUCUCACAAUCAGCCACUCUGUCAGCACCAAUCAAACAUGAGCUCAAUUAUUAAUGAAGCAUAUGGAGAUGAUAUUGACACAGCUUUGGCCAAAGCUUCAAAGGGAAAAAACAAAACCGUGAUAAUAAUUGCUAUAGUAAAUAAGGCUUAUGUAGAACAAGAUGUAAAGGGUGAUGCAAUCACCAUGUUUGAUCUAUUUUUAAGCAGCUUUUGGCUUGGAGAAGGAACAAGGUCUUUGAUUGAUAAUCUUCUCGUUGUAGCCGUUGAUCAAACGUCCUACGAUCGAUGCGAGUUUUUGCGGUUGAAUUGCUUUAAAUUGGAAACUGAUGGUGUUGAUUUUGGAGGUGAAAAACUCUACAUGUCUCAAGAGUUCAUCAAGAUGAUGUGGAGAAGGACUUUUUUUCUUUUGGAAGUUCUAAAACGCGGUUACAACUUCAUUUUCACGGACACUGAUAUAAUGUGGUUAAGAAAUCCAUUUGAAAGGUUAAGCAAAGACAAAUCUGAAGACCUACAAAUAAGCACAGACAUAUACCUUGGUGAUCCUUGGUCAGAAAAACAUCUAAUCAAUACCGGUUUUUUCUUUGUGAGGUCAAACAAAAAAACCAUAUCCUUGUUUGAAACAUGGUAUGGUAAGAAAGACAAUUCCACAGGAAAAAAGGAACAAGAUGUGCUUAUUGACCUUAUUGGAGGUGGUAUAUUUGGACAUUUGGGUCUUAAGGUUAGGUUCUUAGAUACCCUCUAUUUUAGUGGAUUUUGCCAAGAUAGUAAAGAUUUCAAGUUAGUAACAAUUAUUCAUGCUAAUUGUUGUCGAAGUAUCACUGCAAAGGUAGCUGAUUUGAAAGCAACACUUCAUGAUUGGAAGAAAUUUAGGAAGUUAGAGGGUAAUUCUACAUUGAAUGUCAAUUGGUCAAGUCAUGAAUGGUGUUGGAUGUCUUGGGGAAGACCUAAUAGAACAAGGGGUUAAUCAUCAUAAUGAUAUAGUUGUUCAUUAAUUAGUUGAAUAAUUAUAUUUGCAUAUGCAAUUUCAUUUUGUGUACUCUAUCUAAAAUAGACAUUUGGUGGAUUAAAAGGGAACAUUUGAGCUUGUGAAACUUCUACAUAGAGAGAUUAAUAAAUUA